GUUUUGGACAUUUAAAGUUCAACUUUACGUUAGGAGCCUGCUAGGACGCAGUAUCCGUGGACCUACGUAAUCCCAACCUCAAUUAGGAAACUCCACCUCAGCUUCUAGUUCUAACAGAUCUCAGCCCCAUAAUCGACUGAUUAGAAUUGUCUAUCUUGACUUUUACAUAUUUCUACUUAUAACAACCUAGUGAUAUAUAACGAGACGCGAAUAUGAGAAAAUCCGACCUAUUAUGAUGCUGCCGCCUUUGCUAUGGCUUCCGAUCCCCAAGGCGACAAGCGAUCGCUGAAGGAGUUUGAUGUUGGUCCUUUUGUGCUUCGUACUCUAUUCGAAGAUGUUCCGCUAUCCGAAGAUGGCACCAGGGACGACAUAAAGAUCAAUUGUGUUGAAUACCUAGAUGACCAUCUAUAUGUAGGCACAUCCGACUCCGAACUUCUUCACUUCUUCCAGAUACCCCCGGAUCCUGGAGACAAAUCUAGCGCCGCGACAUUCAUUCUCGCGUCGCGAUUGCGCCCUGCCUUUGCCGAAUCUGCGAGUACGUCGAACUUUACGCGACCUGGCGUUCAACAAAUUCUAUUACUGCCAACCGUCGGCAAGGCUUGUAUUCUUUGCAAUUGGACCGUUACUUUCUAUUCGCUCCCGGAGUUGAGCCCUGUCUUCGGUUCGACACAAGUCAAGAACUGUAACUGGGUUGGCGGUAUAGACCUUAAUGAGCUGAGCGUCGAUAACAAUGACCGAGGAGAACCCGCUAGUGUUACUAUACUGCUGUCGUUGAACCGGAAGAUUCAAGUCGUUAGUAUCGCCGAUGGAGCUCGUCCUAUCAAGAAGAUCGAUUUUGCCGGAAGCACGAUAUCCGUGAGGAGGGACUCGAUCGCAUGUGUAGCUGAUUCGCGAAGCUAUGCGCUGCUUGAAAUCAACCAGCAGUUAAAGAUCCCGUUGAUGUCCAUCUCGUCUCUAGAUGAGGCUGAACCUGGCGAUAUCGUUGGCCAGGCCCAACAUAUUUCUGGAAGUGCCGGUGGGCUGCUAAGAAGCAAUUCUUCCACCCAGUCUCGUUCCCAGACCCUGAGCCCUGAGCCCCCUGCUCAUAAACGAGGAACUAGCCUAGGCGAUUUCAUCACAGGCGCUACCCGGAGGCAGGAACAUCGGGCUAGCGAGGAUGAUGAGCCUAUAUCCCGAGGGGCGACUCCACCCGUAAUGGAGGCAGGUCAAAGGACACCUGAUGACUCAGCGCCAGAUGGCACAACUAAGGGCCAAGCAAGCCGACCGGCUCUACCUAGUAAACCGCAGCCGUGCUUUCUCAAACCGCUGAUCGUAUCCCCCACACCAGAAGAAUUCCUCCUAGUUACAGGCACAGGUCCAUUAGAGCCAGGCAUUGGGAUGUUCGUAAACCUUGAUGGAGAUCCAACCAGACCUACCAUUGAGUUUGAUCGAUACCCUAAGGAGGUUGUCGUCGAUGGAGGGUCUGUAGACAUCUCUUCAUCACGAACUUCACUCGGCCCAGAAGACGAGGGGUUUGUCCUUGCAUCAAUGGGAAGAGAUUUUCCUGAUGGCGUCCAUUACGGUUUAGAGAUUCAACGCUGGGAUGCCGACGCGGCUACUGAAGGUGACGUGGCAAAACACUGGCUUGAACCACCAAAUGUUGGCACCGUUGUCAAUUCUCAGCAAAGCAUAGGGAUAAGAUCCUUACGUGGGACUCAAGACACAAGCUUCUCCGAGAUCGUAGAUAAAUUGUGCCGACGAAGAUUUAAGCCGUUUGGCUCAGGUGGCCUAGAUACUUCGACCAUGUCACUACGAACUGUUGACUCGCGAACAGCAUCUUCUAUGGAGAGGCUUUCUAAAGAAAGGGAGCUCUUUGAAAGAGAUACCGAUUCUUCAAGUGAAGACUUCUUCCCAGAUUCCUGGCAAGCUACACGCAACGCCGAAGAGCAAGAGUUCGCUCGUCGCCUUGCCGGAGCCACAGCUCGUUUAGCUGUGUGGUCUGGGAAGAACAUAUGGUGGGCCGUUCGAAAUCCGUUGAUCUUGAGGUUGGAUGCACAGCUAGAAGCAACAGUCACGGCAUCGGACCAGGUAUCUUCCACACGACAAAAUUUGUUCACCAUCCUAAAUUCUUUCCGUGGCCAAGAUGCGACGUCAGAACUAGAAUUUUUAACUUUUAGCUACAUACGGCAACGAGCAGGAAUUCUCUUGCUCACGAGCUUUCUUAAGUCGGAGGAUACUCCCUUUUCGGAGUCGGAACUCCGAGCCAUGGAAGAAAUCUUAGUAGACAGCCUUCUUGAUCCUCGAGUGGUUCUGUCCCUUGUACCUGGUGUCCGCAAUGAGGUUAUCGAGACGAAACGAGGUAUAUGGAUCUUCGGAGGUGUGAAGUCUACUGCCGAGGAAUUCAUCUCGGGCAGAGACUUCGAUAAGGAAAAUUCGACCAUGGACGCCUUAUCACAGCCAGUCCUGCAUUUCCUGAGGCGUUUCCUGACUGCCUGGCGACGUAAAAAGGGCUUUGGUAGCAUACCAGACGAGAACGAGGUUUUCCGUACCGUCGAUGCGGCCCUACUUGCUGUUCUCCUUGAACUGGAUCAGCACUCAAACCCUGGCCCAGCUAAAGCAAGGUCUGUUCGCGCAGAGUUAUACGAGCUCGUAGAUACAGGGGUCGACUGCUUUAAUAGGGCAGUGACUUUGGUCGAGUCGUAUCAUCGCCUUUAUGUACUCAGUAGGCUUUACCAAAGUCGCAAGAUGGUAGCAGACGUUUUGGCUACAUGGAAACGUAUUAUCGAAGGCGAACGGGACGAUGGGGGAGAAUUGACUGACGGCGAACAGCGCGUGCGUGAGUAUCUCUCCAAAAUCAGCAACCAAGCACUUGUUCAAGAAUAUGGACUUUGGCUUGCGAACCGGAAUCCAAAGCUUGGUGUUCAGAUCUUUGCCGAGGAUAAGGGCCGCGCUCCAAAGUUCGAACCGAGCCAAGUAGUCCAACUUCUCAGGGAAGAGGCCCCGGAUGCAGUAAAAUACUAUUUGGAGUAUCUCGUAUUCGGAAAAGGCCACACCGUAUACGUCAAUGAGUUGAUCAUGUACUAUCUGGACAUUGUAAUCACUCGCCUUCGAACAUCGCCUGAACAUCGUGAGGUGGUGAAGUCCACUUACACGGCGUACCGCGCUUUACACCCCCCGAAACCCACGUACCGCCAGUUCCUAACGGACAACGCCCCUGCCGAUGACGAAGCCUGGCAUAGCCGAUUGCGACUCUUGCAAUUGCUAGGCGGUAGCCACAAUUAUGACUUGGCAGUUAUUAGGGACCGAAUCGCAAGUUUGAAUAAUACAGAUGAAGAUCUUCUCGUGCCUGAAACAAUAAUCCUCGAUGGCCGAGAAAGAAAUCACGAGAACGCAUUGCGUCUAUUAGUUCACCGGCUUGGAGACUACGAUACGGCCGUGUCUUACUGCCUCCGUGGCGGAGCUAGUAUCUAUACCAUCUACCAGGCUCAACAAAACCAACCGCCCCCAAGUCCAGAAAAUCUCAAAGGGCCUAAGCGUCGCGAUAGCAUACCACCAACGCAAGACCAGCAGGCACGGCUCUUCCGCGCCUUGCUUGGUGAAUUCCUUGAACUAGAGGACGUCAGCGACCGCGUGGAGCAAACGGGCUUACUAUUAGAGAAGUUCGGUGGGUGGUUCGAUGUGGGAGAUGUCCUGUCGGUGAUCCCAGAUACCUGGAGCGUGGACCUGGUCGCGGGGUUCUUAGUGAAAGCCCUGAGACGCAUGGUGGUGGAAAAGAACGAGACCUCAAUUGCGAGAUCGCUUAGCUCGGCGCAGAAUCUCCAGACACAGCAUGAUCUAAUCGCGCGAAUCGAGGAGAAGGGACCUAGCAUUGAAACGUAGGAUCACGAUAGUGCACAGAUAUCUAACAAUAUAAAUGACAUUACAACACCCCUUUUUUGGUUUAUAGCCACUGACUAGAUCAUAUCAAUCCAAAAUUGUAUCACGAAUACCGUUCGCCUUGUUUCAUUAUGUAUUCAUAAUCUUAAAUAUCUAACGCAAUGCUAACACACCGAAACCUGGCGGAACCUCGCAAACUCCGGCUAAUGCCACAAAGUCGAACAGGCCCAACGCCAGCGUACCAUUACCGACAUAGAUGAUGCUGACGUGCUUAUUCGGCA
Annulohypoxylon truncatum is the source of this 4136-nucleotide messenger RNA. RefSeq lists its product as uncharacterized. The transcript is spliced from 3 exons. Bases 253 to 3858 code for a protein of 1201 amino acids. Gene Ontology annotation, biological process: endosomal vesicle fusion; autophagy; vesicle-mediated transport. Gene Ontology annotation, cellular component: fungal-type vacuole membrane; cytoplasm. Lineage: Eukaryota; Fungi; Ascomycota; Sordariomycetes; Xylariales; Hypoxylaceae. The record is from RefSeq and is a predicted model, not a curated record.